AUGGCUCGCUCACUGAGCAAGGACGACGAUGCAUGGAGCUUUAUGGACCAUGUGCCAAUGCGGCCCAUGGGCUCAAGUAAGCUCAUUGAGGCUGAUGACGACGACGAGUUCCCCGAUGAGUCCGUCGAUGCGUGGACCAUGUCUCAAAGGCGGUCCAAGAUGCGCCCUGGCCAUGGCACGUCUUCGUCGGCCGCGUCUUCUUCUACACAGCGUGGCGGCAGCGGGGGUCGUGGACUUUCAUCCUCCUCGACUAGCGCGCGUCUCCCCAGCACGUCAUCUUCAUCAGAGCCGGCUGCACCUGCGUCCAAUGCGUCAAAGUUGAUGCGCCUCCUCUUGGCUGAUGCCAAAUGGCAACUCACAUCCAUUCGACAGCGCUUGCGCCGGCAGAUUCGGGCGUUGCGUGGCACUCCCAUGGGCAGCGACAAGCGCCGAAUCGUCUUGAAUGAUGCAGGCGCGAACGUGAAUGACGAAUUUAGCAGCAACCAGGUCAUGACGAACAAGUACAACCUCGUGACGUUUGUGCCGGUGUUUUUGCUGGAGCAGUUCUCCAAGUAUGCAAAUGUAUUUUUCCUGUUUAUCGGGUGUAUCCAGCAGAUCCCUGGUGUGUCGCCCACGAAUCGCUGGACCACAUUAGUGCCUCUAGGAAUUGUUUUGCUAGUCGCUGCAGCGAAGGAAAUCGCCGAAGACUGGCGCAGGUACACGUCUGAUAUGGAGAUGAAUGCGCGUCUUGUGCCCGUGCUGGUCCACGACACAUGGGUGCCGAGGGCAUGGCGCGACGUGUGCGUGGGAGAUAUUGUGCUGAAGCAGGCACUCCCGGCCACGGGGCCUCUGACGUCGGCUGCGAGUGUCGCAGCUCUGCGUGGUGAGCUAACAUGCGAGGCACCGAACAACAGUCUGUAUACGUUCGAUGGGACACUUCAGCUGCCGGGGCAUCCGCCACGGCCCGUGGGGCCGGACCAGCUUCUGCUGCGUGGCGCGCAGCUUCGGAAUGCGCCUUGGCUCUAUGGGCUUGUUGUCUUCACUGGCAACGACACCAAGCUGCUGCAGAAUGCGACCAAGACGCCCAUCAAGCGCACGCGCGUCGAGAAGCAUGUGAACUCGCUGAUUCUCUCGUUGUUCGUGCUGUUGCUGGCGCUCUCGCUCAUAUCCAGCAUUGGCUCCCAGAUCUACCUCGGAUCUGCCCCCGCAUAUCUGAUGACCCAGCUCGACACGCGGAGUGGUGCGCGCCAGUUUGUCGAAUCGGUGCUUACGUUCAUUAUUCUGUACAACAGUCUGAUUCCCAUCUCGCUCAUCGUGUCGAUGGACGUUGUGAAACUGCAGCUGGCGAAUCUGAUCAACUCGGACCUGGAUCUGUACUAUGAGCCACAGGACACGCCUGCACUGUGCCGCCGCUCGAAUCUGGUGGAAGACCUGGGACAGAUUGACUAUAUCUUUUCCGACAAGACCGGCACGCUCACACGGAAUGAGAUGGAGUUUCGCCAGGCGUCCAUCGCUGGCGUCGCCUUUGCUGACGCUGUGAAUGACGCGCCUCCUGGCGAGCGGUACGCAUGGGGCGACCUGCGCGAGAUCCUGGCUCGUGGCGACACGCUUUCCCACAAUGUGCACUCGUUCCUGUGUGUGCUCGCCGUAUGCCACACAGUGAUUCCCGAGCUGCGCGAUGGACAGGUCGUGUUCCAGGCAUCGAGCCCCGACGAGGCGGCGCUCGUCGCUGGCGCCCAGGCGUUGGGCUAUGUGUUUACGACACGCAAGCCUCGCUCCGUGUUUAUCCAGGUGCAUGGCACAGAGCUCGUGUACGAGCUUCUGCAAGUAUGCGAGUUCAACUCAGCACGCAAGCGGAUGUCGACGGUCGUCCGCGAGCCGGAUGGGCGCAUCGUCGUGUAUUGCAAAGGCGCGGACACUGUCAUUCUGCCGCGAUUGCGGCCCGCCCAGCCACAUGUAGACGUGACGCUCCAGCACCUCGAGACGUAUGCGUCUGAUGGUUUGCGGACGCUCUGCGUCGCGUGUCGCCCACUCGAGGCGUCUGAGUACCAGGCAUGGGCACAAAAGUACGAGGCAGCCGCUGCCCAGCUUGACGGACGCCAGGCUGCGCUGGAUGCUGUAGCUGAGGAGCUCGAGCGGGAUAUGGACUUGCUGGGUGCGACGGCGAUUGAGGACAAGCUGCAGGAAGGCGUGCCUGAUACGAUCGCGACGCUGCAGACGGCUGGCAUUCACGUGUGGGUGCUGACGGGCGAUCGCCAAGAGACUGCGAUCAACAUCGGGUACUCCUGCCGGCUCAUCUCCGAGUCGAUGAAUCUGCUGAUCGUGAAUGAGGCCGCGGCCGCCGACACGGCAGCGGUGAUCCACCAGCAACUCACGACGAUCGAUGCACAUCCCGAUGCCAUCAACGAGCUCGCCCUGAUCGUCGAAGGCCGCAGCUUGCAGCACGCUCUGCAAGCACCCGUGUCAGAUGCUUUCCUCCGCCUCGCUUCCCAGUGCAAGGCGGUGAUGUGUUGCCGAGUAUCGCCCCUGCAAAAGGCGCUGGUCGUCGAACUUGUCAAGGCAAACACAGGCUCGGUUCUCUUGGCCAUUGGCGAUGGCGCCAACGAUGUGGGUAUGAUCCAGGCCGCUCACGUAGGCGUCGGCAUCAGCGGCCAUGAAGGUCUGCAGGCGGCUCGCAGUGCAGACGUCUCCAUCAGCCAGUUCCGGUUCUUGCGCAAGCUGUUGCUCGUGCAUGGGAAUUGGAGUUAUGCGCGACUGAGCAAGAUGGUCCUGUACUCGUUUUACAAGACUGUGACACUGUACGUGACCCUGUUUUGGUACACGUUCUACAACGGAUUCUCGGGUCAGACUGCGUACGAAUCAUGGUCGCAGUCGUUCUACAACGUGGCGUUCACGAUGCUGCCGACGCUGGUGAUUGGCAUCUUCGACCAGUACGUUAGUGCGAGGAUGCUGGAACGGUACCCCCAACUAUACCAUGAACCAUUUUUCACAGGGCGCGCAAUUGGAGGAUGGAUGAUCAACGCCGUGUACCAUUCCAUUGUGAAUUUCUUUUUCGUUGCGUACAUGUUUGAGGCUCAGACUGUCAAACAUGAUGGAUACCCUGGAUACCAAUGGCUGUGGGGCACGACGCUGUACUUUUCUGUCCUAGUGACGGUGCUGGGCAAAGCGGCACUCGUGUCGAACCUUUGGACUCGAUACACGCUACUGGCCAUCCCGGGGUCGUUUGGUGUGACGAUCGUCUUCUUUGUUGUAUUUGCGACGGUAGCACCGGCUCUUGGCGUGUCUAUGGAGUAUUCUUUCAUUGUGCCACGGCUCCUUGGCCUGCCUCGCUUCUGGCUCAUAAUCAUCUUCGUCCCCAUUCUGUCGCUUUUGCGUGAUUUAGUAUGGCGUUACUGGCAACGCACGUACCACCCCAAGUCCUAUCACAUUGUGCAGGAAAUGCAAAAGUAUCAGCUGCAGGACGUGCAUCCUCGCACUGACGAAUUUCGAAAAAACAUCCGCAAAGUCCGUGCUGUUCAGCGCAUGCGCCGGUCGCGUGGCUAUGCAUUUUCGCAGACCGAGGGCGAUCAGGCGCACCUCGUGCGGCAAUACGACACGACCAAGGCUCGUCCUGCGGGCCUGUAA
This is a messenger RNA of Malassezia globosa CBS 7966, 3603 nucleotides long. RefSeq lists its product as uncharacterized. Gene Ontology annotation, cellular component: plasma membrane. Gene Ontology annotation, biological process: post-Golgi vesicle-mediated transport; phospholipid translocation; endocytic recycling. The record is from RefSeq and is a predicted model, not a curated record. Gene Ontology annotation, molecular function: magnesium ion binding; ATP binding; ATPase-coupled intramembrane lipid carrier activity. Bases 1 to 3603 code for a protein of 1200 amino acids. NCBI's taxonomy places the organism in Eukaryota, Fungi, Basidiomycota, Malasseziomycetes, Malasseziales, Malasseziaceae. The transcript has 3 exons.